UCUUGCAGAAUCAUUCUGGCGUCACGCCUGGGCGGGAUCUCCGCUGCCCAAUCAGACGGCACGGCGCCAUCACACGAGCCAAUCGGCGUGCGGCGGAGGGGGCGGGAGCGGCAGCGGCGCCGUCGGGUUCGGCUGGGCAGAGAGGGCGCUUGAGGAGAACGGAGCGGGGGGACUUAGAGGAGCCGAAGCGCGGCACUUCCACUUCCUUCUCCGCUCACCUUGCCUCGGGUCCCCUCUUUCCCGGCGUCCCGGUCGCUGUCGGUCUCCCGUCCCACUCCCCUCCCAGCGGAAAGGCCCUCAUGGCUCCCCAGAAACACGGCGGCGGCGCGGGGCCCAGUUCGGGUGCUCCCAGCGGAGGGGGAGGCGCCGUCGCUGCCACCGCCACGGGAGGCGGAGCAGGAGGCGGCGGCGGUGGCGGUGGGGCUGGCGCGGGGUUCGGCGGCUCUACCUCAGCCGCCGCCCCGGGCGGCAAAUCCGGUGGGGCUGCUGCUGGAGGAGGCGGCGGCGGCGGCAGCGGUUAUUCUGGCGGCAGCGGAGGUGGGGGCUCCUCGGCGUCGUCAGCGGCGGCCGCCUCGGCUGCGGCCCUCCCGCCGGUGAAGAAGCCGAAGAUGGAGCAGAUCCAGGCCGACCACGAGCUCUUCCUUCAGGCUUUCGAGAAACCAACACAGAUAUAUAGAUUUCUACGUACCCGCAAUCUUAUAGCUCCAAUAUUCUUGCACAGAACUCUCACUUACAUGUCGCACAGAAAUUCCCGAACAAAUAUGAAAAGGAAAGCAUUCAGAGUAGAUGGGAUGCUGACGAAGGUAGAGAAAACGAAGGGAGAACAUGACUUGCAAAGUUUGUCUGCUCAUCUGCAACUCACCUUUACUGGUUUCUUCCAUAAAAAUGAUAAGCCGUUGCAAAACUCUGAAAAUGAUCAAAGUUCUGUAACUCUGGAAGUACUGCUUGUAAAAGUUUGUCACAAGAAGCGAAAGGAUGUUAGUUGUCCAAUAAGGCAAGUACCUACUGGUAAAAAGCAGGUACCGCUGAAUCCAGACCUCAACCAAAUGAAGCCAGGCAACUUUCCGUCACUUGCAGUUUCCAGCAAUGAGUUUGAACCCAGUAACAGCCAUAUGGUGAAAUCUUACUCAUUGUUGUUUCGAGUAACUCGUCCAGGAAGAAGAGAAUUUAAUGGAAUGAUUAAUGGUGAAACUAAUGAAAACAUUGAUGUUAAUGAGGAGCUUCCUACUAGAAGAAAACGCAAUUCUUCCAACCGUGAAGAUGGAGAAAAGACUUUCGUAGCACAAAUGACUGUAUUUGAUAAAAACAGGCGACUGCAGCUUCUUGAUGGGGAAUAUGAGGUCGCCAUGCAAGAAAUGGAAGAGUGUCCAAUUAGCAAGAAAAGAGCAACAUGGGAAACGAUACUUGAUGGGAAGAGGCUGCCUCCAUUUGAAACUUUUUCUCAGGGACCCACACUUCAGUUUACCCUUAGAUGGACAGGAGAUGCAAAUGAUAAACCUACAGCUCCUGUCGCCAAGCCCCUUGCAACAAGGAAUUCAGAAAGUCUCCCUCAAGAAAACAAGCCUAGUUCUGUUAAACCUGCCCAGACAAUAGCUGUGAAAGAAUCCUUGCCCUCAGAUCUACAAACAAGAAAAGAAAGAGAGGUUUCAAAUGAGCCUCGACAGAAGUUGAGAAUAUUUUAUCAGUUUCUUUAUAACAACAACACAAGGCAGCAGACUGAAGCUAGGGAUGACUUGCAUUGUCCGUGGUGCACACUGAACUGCCGUAAACUAUACAGCUUACUCAAACAUCUCAAGCUUUGUCACAGCCGGUUUAUUUUCAAUUAUGUAUAUCAUCCAAAAGGUGCUAGAAUAGAUGUUUCUAUCAAUGAGUGCUAUGAUGGCUCCUAUGCAGGAAAUCCUCAGGAUAUUCAUCGUCAGCCUGGUUUUGCCUUCAGUCGUAAUGGGCCAGUCAAGCGAACUCCCAUUACACACAUUCUUGUGUGCAGGCCAAAGCGUACAAAAGCCAGCAUGUCAGAAUUUCUUGAAUCUGAAGAUGGGGAAGUGGAACAGCAAAGAACGUAUAGCAGUGGACACAAUCGGCUAUACUUCCACAGCGAUACCUGCUUACCUCUGCGUCCACAAGAGAUGGAAGUGGAUAGCGAAGAUGAAAAGGACCCUGAAUGGCUAAGGGAGAAAACUAUCACGCAAAUUGAAGAGUUUUCGGAUGUUAACGAAGGAGAAAAAGAAGUAAUGAAAUUAUGGAAUCUACAUGUUAUGAAGCACGGGUUUAUUGCUGACAAUCAAAUGAAUCAUGCAUGUAUGCUGUUCGUUGAAAAUUAUGGACACAAAAUAAUUAAGAAGAACUUAUGUCGAAACUUCAUGCUUCAUCUGGUCAGCAUGCAUGACUUUAAUCUUAUAAGCAUAAUGUCUAUAGACAAAGCUGUUACUAAGCUACGAGAAAUGCAACAGAAGUUAGAAAAAGGAGAAUCUACUGCUCCUACAACAACUGAGGAGCUUUUUGAAGAACAAAAUGGGACAACUAAUGGCUGCAUUGAAAUAAACACUAGAGAGCGAGCUUCAGAAAUGGAUAGUGCCUCAUGCGUGACAAAACAGAGCAGAAAACAGAAAAUCUGAAGGGAAGAGUAAAGACCAUUCAGUGGACAAAUAUUGAAGUAACAUUCUAAGAUGCAUGAACUCUAUAAGGAAUUUAAUAAGAUACAGGUUCCUAACGGGCAUUGCUGGAAACAAAGGAUUUCAACAUGGAUAGUGUUAUAUGGUUCCUAUUGAGUUAAUUAUGCAAGUACUACAUGUAUAUCAGUUCUAGUGAUGUAAUGACAAUACUCAAAGUUUGAGCAUGAAGAGCAAUACAAUUUUUGGGAAUUUUAAUAAUGACCUGUACUGAAUUUACAUAACUUGAGUAUAUGUAAACCAGUUUUUAUAUACAGAUUUUUGCAUCUGUACAUGGCUGUCUUUCCUGUGAUGGAGUUAAAAAUUGGGAAGGAGAUUGGGACAAGUUAAUGCUUUUGUACUUAGAAAUUCUUCAGGUUUACUUUUAUGGGAAAUGGUGCACCAUUUAAAGUUAACUUGGAUCUUAUUUGUUUUUAUUAAUGAGCGUCAGACUACAGAUUACAAAUUUUUUAACACAUUUUUAGAAAACUGAGAUGUAAUAUAGCACUUCUUUGUCCCACACCUGUUUGGAAAAACCUUUGCUUUUCUCACUGAAAAUACAGGGAAGUACCAUCUUAAUUGACAGUAAAGUUUGUAGGUAGCUCUGAUUACCUGGUAUAGUAAUUCAGAUCUUUUACCUACUAAAGCAGAACUGUCUGUGACUGUAUAAUGGCAUGUUGUGUUAACACCUAGAGGGUAUGGUGGGCAGCGUCUGGAUCCUAUCCUAUACAUAGCCUAUCCUGGCUAUGUACAGACUGCACGAUCAGAGCAUGAAGUUAACUAGCUAUAUUUGGAUGCUACUUUUGAGGGGGAAAUGCACUGUAAAAUUGGAUCAGAAAAUGUGUUGCACUUCUUAUGCAAGUAUUCUGUGAUGUAUUGCAUUCAAUACAGAUGCGAACUAGUCCUGUGCAGUCUUGCACUGCUAACACAUUUUAUGCACAUGUUUACAGAUUUUUCUUUUUUCCAAUGGAAAGUAGUUUCACUACUGGUACAGUAUCAGCACCAAGGGUUUAUUCCAGCAAGCACUGUGGUUGAGUGACAUCACCUCAUUUUUUUAUUCUUAAAUAGUUCAUUUUUCAUAUUCUUUAUUUAUAAAGGAUCAAUGAUGUAAAUACCUGUAUUUCUAAUUUUUUUUAAAUUCCAUUCCACCACCAUAAGAAGGCAGUUCUCUAUUUUGGUUUUUAUGUUUUGUUUUUGUUUUCAUUUGGGGAUGGGGGAGGGUGGGGAAGAAGCUUUCUAAUGGGAGUUUUUCAGAAAUUUAUAAUAACUGUAAAUACUGACUUUGGUCCCUAAAGAUGUGUUUAACUGUGAGACUAUUUAACUAAUGGUGUGGAUGUGAUUUGUCAUCCAGUAUUAAGUUUCUAGUCACUGAUUUGUGUCAAUAGGAAAGAGGGAAACUGCAGCUUUCAUUAGACUUCCUGAUUUGCCUGCUCUGAGUUACUGCAAACUCUGACUACACCUUUGAAUAGCUGGUCAAGCAUUUCUCUUGGGCUUUAAUUUGCUAAAGCUGUGCACAUAUGUAAAGAAUAUAUUUUAGGAAAGAUGUAGUUCUAGAACUAUUGCUUAUGUCACUUCUUAAGCAGUCGCGCUCUUAAUGCUUAAAAGGAGGCUAGCAUUGUUUGCACAAAGUUGGUGACCCCCUCCCAAAAAAAUAGUAAUGAAAUUACUUCUGUCCAGUAAACUUUGUAUGUCAUGUCAAUUUAUAAUAAAAGCUGAGAAUCCCUUUGUUUCUAUUUAUAAUAAAGAUGGAUUUUCUAUAUGUACCCUUAAUGAGACUUUGAAGAAAUCAUGUAAACUGGGUGAACAUUUGAAUGGUACAGUAGAUAUAAAGAGACAACUGUUUAAUGGACCUUUUUGUUUUUACAUUAAAUGUUUAUUUGAAAUUGAAUUUUGUACAUAAAGUUCCAUAAUAUAAAAUUUGUGAAGGUG
Messenger RNA from Hemicordylus capensis (graceful crag lizard), 4577 nucleotides. RefSeq names its product SUZ12 polycomb repressive complex 2 subunit (gene SUZ12). Bases 300 to 2615 code for a protein of 771 amino acids. The transcript has 16 exons. Lineage: Eukaryota; Metazoa; Chordata; Lepidosauria; Squamata; Cordylidae. The record is from RefSeq and is a predicted model, not a curated record. Gene Ontology annotation, cellular component: nucleus; ESC/E(Z) complex. Gene Ontology annotation, molecular function: chromatin DNA binding.